UAGGUACAUACAGUUAUUUAUUUAUUUAUUUUAUUUAUGUGUUGUUGUUUUUUUUUAUUUUUUUUUUUACAGUAAAUCAUUAAAGGUAGCCUCCACACGCACCUUUCUAUGUUAAAGACCUACACACCACACAGAACUUGGCCCUUUACUUUAAGGUUACACAUGUUUAUCUUUUAACUGGAAAUGUGCACGUAGUGUAUUUUUUUUGUUGUUUGUUAAUUAUAAUUUUUUUUUGUAUAAGUAGGAUAUUAGACUAAUCUAAAGCCUCAUUAAAGGUACAAACGUGGUCCAGUUAGGUCGGAUUCUUUAAAUAAUUUCCGAGCCACAUUGCAUUCACAUUGCCAUGUAAGAACAUACACAGUAAAGGUGUUAAAGAUGUAUAAUCUUGAUGCAUGGUACCACCCCAGUGACAAGCAAUGGUACCGUUUAGUACCUUUUUAUUUUCUGAGUGCAUGUCGCUACAGUAUCCAGUUAUCGAAAAUAGUGCGUUGGGUUUUUUUUGUUGUAUUUUUGGUAAAAGCAUAAAGCCGGUGUUUCUUAUACUCCAGCGUUUUUGCUGUUUUGCAUACGGCUCAUAUGUAUAUGUAUAUAUCUAUAUAUUAUAUAUUAUAUAGACGGCAGUCUGACACAAAGAGUGUAUAGCGCUGGCUGGGUAAGUGGGGGUCUUCUAUUGAUAAUACCCCCCCACCCCUUUCUAAUUCCCAGACCGCCCGUGAGGAUUGAGACCACGUGACCGCGUGCGGGGCGGUCGAACUAAAGCCAUUUUGGGGACUGUGGUGGUGUCAGUUUCCGAAGCAGCACCUUCCUUAACCAGCGCUGAACAGCAACAGAAUAGCGAUCUUUACCAGGAUUCUACCAUCCAACCCUUUUUUUUUUGGUUUUGUUAUUGUUGUUGUUUGAGAUCUGUGGAUUCCUCACAGCUUGUGGAUCGGAUGAGUGUGCGGCGGCGGGUGGGGGUUUUUUUUUUGCGGCGUAAUGUUUUUUUGUCUGCGUGUGAAAAGGCGUUCUCUCGCCGAGGCUGCGAUGAGCGCGGCGGCUUUGCUACGUUAGAACCGCUGCAACUGACAGCCAGUGUGUGUGUGCACUUCACUCCAAGAUGGCCGCUUGGUGCUUAACGCUGGUUUUUUGCUGAUCCGCUCUCAAGUUUCUUCGUGUACUUUAAAAAAAAAAAAAAAAAAGGCGACUGGUGAGCGACUCUCGGAGCAGAGCAGGUGCGCGAGCCUCAUGACGAUGCACCGAACCACGCGGAUAAAGAUCACGGAGCUGAACCCGCAUCUGAUGUGCGUGUUAUGCGGCGGCUACUUUAUCGACGCCACCACCAUCGUUGAGUGUCUUCAUUCGUUCUGUAAAAUGUGCAUCGUGCGGUAUUUAGAGACCAGUAAAUACUGUCCCAUAUGUGACGUGCAAGUUCACAAAACCAAACCACUGCUCAAUAUCAGGUCGGAUAAAACCCUCCAGGACAUCGUGUACAAGCUGGUGCCUGGUCUGUUUAAAAAUGAAAUGAAACGAAGAAGAGAUUUUUAUGCAGCACAUCCAUCUGUUGAUGCUGCUAACGGAUCGAAUGAAGAUCGGGGAGAGGUGGCUGACGAGGACAAGAGAAUCAUUGCUGACGAUGAGAUCAUUAGUCUCUCGAUUGAGUUUUAUGAUCAGAACAGACUUGGAAGUGUUGAUGGGGAAGACAAAGAACCUACAAAAGAGACGAAUGUAAAGCGAUAUUUGCAAUGCCCGGCUGCUAUGACAGUGAUGCAUCUCAGAAAAUUUCUCCGAAGUAAAAUGGAUAUUCCAUGUACCUUCCAGAUUGAGGUCAUGUAUGAAGACGAGCCUCUGAAGGAUUAUUACACAUUAAUGGACAUUGCCUAUAUUUACACCUGGAGGCGGAACGGUCCGCUGCCUCUGAAGUACAGGGUUCGUCCCAGUUGUAAGAAGCUGAAGCUGAGCAGCGCACCGAGCUGUGAGACAGCGGGUCGAAAACCUGAAACGGAGAGCGAUUCGGGCAGCGAAAAGCUCAGCAGCCCGGUCCUUCGCACUCCUACACCUUCCACUUCCUCCUCUCUCCCAAGUCAGAGCGCUCCAGUGAAAUCCUCACAGUCAAGCUUCUCCCAUCUCGCACCGGUCAACGGAGUGUCCAACAAAGCCGGACCCAAUGGCCAAGUCUCGUUCAGCGGCAAAGCCAGCAAGGGCUCAGUCAAUGGCUCCAACUCUCUGGGGUGACAAAAGGACUAAAUGGACACGAAAUGCUGUCAAAAGAAGAGCUGCAAACUCGGACGCAAAGUUUGUAGGAACUGAAGUGAGCGAAAGCGAUUCUGUUGGAUUUCGUAAGAAAAGCUACAACUGCUAACUCUGUUCCUUAUGAGUUAACACAUGCAACUUUUUACGACGUUUUGCAGUCGGGAGCUGUUUCCGAAAGACAGUUUCUUCACCGAACCACCUUUUCCUUUUGUAUUAUGUAUGUUUAAGUAUAUAUGUUUAAGUAUGACUUCUUAUGUUACUGUUAAUUACUAAGCUUUCAUUGGUUGAAUAAAACAUCAUGAAGUAUAUUUUGUGCAUGAAGAACCCAGGACGAACUCCCAGGAAUCUUCGGUUGUGUAAACUCCAAAUCAUUCACGUAGGUUAGGGCACCAGUGUGUAGACGCUGAUUUUCUUUUCUUUUAACAGGAAGCCACGUUAAACAAGUCAUGCACAGCUGGUCAUUCAGACAGUUGAUGGUUAGAAAAGUUAUUAAGGGCUAUUAAGUUCUCAUGUUUUAGUUAAGCGUUACGCUCGGUAUACUUUCGAAAAAGAAACAUGUAUCUGAAAAAAUAGUGAAGGAUCAACUAGAAACUUUUGGAUGUUCUUGAAACGAAUCGAAAUCACAGUUCCUUAGGAACCAUUCAUGCUUCAGAACGUUCCUCAGAUGGUUCUGCUGGUGAGACAACGCAAAGAUUUUUAGGAACCAUGAUGAAGAACGACCACUGAAGAGUCGCUUCCUUGUGAACAUUAGACAUGACCAGAUUAGAUUUAUUUCUCAUGCCUUAGCAUAUUUGUCUUUUUAGUGUAUUUUAUUUGAUUGUUUUGCCUAAGAGGACAUUUCAGUUCAUGUCUUUUGUGCUCCAGAACUGUCUAGCUUUCUUGACGAUUAUUUUUGGUCGACACUUUCAAGCCUAUGUAUCGUUUUCUGUUAUAAAACCUGUAUCUGAAUAAACAUUUUACGGUUUUAUUACUCAGAUGUCGGAUUUUUAUUUAUUUUUUUUAUCUUGCCUGGUGAAUAAAAAUUAAACAAUAACAUCGACUUGGCAAGUGUACUAAGGCUACCAAGCUUUUAUAACCAAGGGUGCAACAUGUAGAGCUGUUAUUUUUGAGGGAGGAAACGACUUAGCAUUGAAGCUAAUUUUCGGGGGAGAUAUUGUCGGGAUGUCUGUAGCAUGAAUAAACAUGUACUUCUCGGUUUUUCCCACUUUAUUUUAAGAAUUGUGUGGCGUGUUAACUGUUUAGCCGGUGCUUUCCGUCGUUUUAGCAGCAGCGAGGCUUCCGUAGCAAACCAGCACGCCC
Molecule: messenger RNA, 3528 nt
Organism: Ictalurus furcatus (blue catfish)
Lineage: Eukaryota; Metazoa; Chordata; Actinopteri; Siluriformes; Ictaluridae
Gene: bmi1b
Product: bmi1 polycomb ring finger oncogene 1b
Exons: 10
Coding region: 1225-2211 (328 amino acids)
Biological process (GO): negative regulation of transcription by RNA polymerase II
Cellular component (GO): PRC1 complex
Molecular function (GO): promoter-specific chromatin binding
Source: RefSeq, a predicted model, not a curated record